Molecule: messenger RNA, 531 nt
Organism: Cooperia oncophora
Lineage: Eukaryota; Metazoa; Nematoda; Chromadorea; Rhabditida; Trichostrongylidae
Source: the annotation of a GenBank genome assembly
AUGGCAGAUGUCGCAGCUGCAUUUGCUCAAGCCGAACUCACCCCAAGCGUCAUAGAAAAUGCCCCAAAACAGAAGUUACACCUAACCUGGGACGGCAUCCAGGUCGAACCAGGGAUGACCAUGUCGACGCGGAAUCUGAAAGAACGCUCCUCGUUUCCAUCUCCCCGGAGCGGACCCAGAGAGCACGUUCUCCUUAUUGAUGAUCGUCGAAGCUUUUCAGAUCCUGACAACUUAUCGAGGAAAAACCCAUCGGUCGCCGAGUGGUUACAUUGGCUGGUGUGUAAUAUCCCGGCUAGCAAUGUUCUCGAAGGCAUCAACGGAGGACAACACCAAAUGCCAUAUGGAUCUCCAGCUCCUCAGCCACGAACAGACAUUCACAGAUAUGUUAUACUGAUGUGGGAGCAUCAAGGAAGGCGCAUCAACGUCCCUAAGCCGUCGACCCGAGCGAAGUUCAACGUAAAGCAGUUCAUAGAGAAGCACAAGCUGGGCGAUCCAAUUGCGGGAAACUUCUUCCUUUGUCAACACGAGUGA